AUGCAGCAGUGUCACACCGCUCUGUGUCUGUCCGUCUACAUCCUCACCUUCGUGCUGGGCUUUCCCGCCAACAUCCUGGCCUUCUACACCUUCUGCAAAAAGCUGCGGGAAAAAGCCCAACCCAUAGACAUCCUCCUGCUCAACCUGACCAUCUCCGACCUCCUCUUCCUUCUCUUCCUGCCGUUCAAGAUGCAAGAAGUCCUGAACGAAAUGAUUUGGAACCUGCCCGACGCCCUCUGCCCCCUCUCUGGCUUCAUAUUCUACCUCACCAUCUACACCAGCACCUUCUUCCUCACGGCGAUAAGCGUAGAGCGAUAUCUGGGCGUGGCGUUCCCCAUCCAGCAUUCCCUAAAACGCCGCCCAGUCUACGCCAUCGGAGCUAGCAUCUUCUUCUGGGUUUUCUCCUUCAUUCACCUCAGCAUAGUCUUCAUCAUUCCACUCAUCGGUGGAAAUGGGCCGAUCCCCAAAGACACAACCAACGAGACAAACUCCGGAAACACCACAACUUUAUCAGAUGUCGUUACGGUUGAAAGAAAGAAUGUCUGCUACGAAAACUUCACCGAUCAGCAGCUGGAAGUCCUGCUCCCGGUCAGACUUGAACUUUGCAUCGUGCUGUUCUGCGUCCCGCUUUUAAUCUCCUGCUUUUGCUACAUCAACUUCAUUCGGAUUCUGCUCUCGCUGCAGCACAUCAACCGGAGAAAGCGACUCCGCGCCAUCGGUAUGGCGUUGGGAACUCUCGUCGUCUUCGCCCUCUGCUUCGGACCUUACAACGUUUCCCACAUUGUCGGUUUCAUCCAAGGUCGCAGCCCGCUCUGGAGGGACAAGGCCUUACUCUGCAGCACCUUCAACGCCUGUCUAGACCCUUUCAUUUUCUACUUCUCCUCGUCGGCCAUGCGGGGGUCCGUCAGCUCGGUGUUGCAGGGCGUGAAGCGGGGGUUGCCGCGGCGCCUGGUCAGCUGCAUGGUCUGCCGUUUACCCGCGGUUUUGAAAAUCAGCAGCAGUCACAGCAACAACAGCAACAGCGACAAAGAUAAGGAACGCAAACAGGAGUCCACGAGCGCUAUCUGA
This is a messenger RNA of Knipowitschia caucasica, 1068 nucleotides long. The record is from the annotation of a GenBank genome assembly. Lineage: Eukaryota; Metazoa; Chordata; Actinopteri; Gobiiformes; Gobiidae.